AUGGGGAUGAAACGUAGCCAAUCUGCAGACGUAUUUGGGCGAGGGAAUGUACAGUUCGUACUGCAAGGCGAUUCGGUAUGAUGAGGUGGAUAAGAAGAGCGAGGAUGGCGAUGAUCGGCAGUCCAUCGAUUCGGGGUCGGAGAGCGAAAACUCGGCGAUUUGGGAGAACGAACGACACUUCGUCGACUUCGCCGAUUGCGAUUU
Blastocystis hominis is the source of this 204-nucleotide messenger RNA. RefSeq lists its product as hypothetical. The transcript has a single exon. The record is from RefSeq and is a predicted model, not a curated record. Bases 1 to 81 code for a protein of 26 amino acids. Lineage: Eukaryota; Bigyra; Opalinata; Blastocystidae.